AUGGCAGCAGGAAUGACCUCCGCGAACACCCGCUCUGUUUACCCCGAGAUGUCACCCUCCAUUAUGGAUUAACGCCUUCUCUCUCGCACAAGGUUAGCGCCCGCCCGCCCGCCAACCCGCCCACGACGAGCAGCGAGAGAUGCGCCAUGGCCACUGAGAGCAGCGGCCCCGCAGGAGACGGCGCUCGGGAGGGAAGGACCGCGGGGAUGGUGGUGGCCGGUUUGGGCAGGAUGAACCAAGACCAGUUUCUGCUGAAGUGGAACAACCACCAGAAUAAUUUUGUCGAAGUGUUUAGCUUUUUACGUACGCAGGAUGCUUUUGUCGACGUUACCCUCGCCUGUGAUGGGAAGACAUUUUCAGCUCACAAGGUUGUACUCUCUGCGUGUUCGCCAUAUUUCCAGACGCUCUUUCAGACUAACCCUUGCAAGCACCCGAUUGUGUUCCUCAAGGAUGUCAAAGGACAAGAGCUGGAGGCUCUUAUAGAAUUUAUUUAUAAAGGAGAAGUGAGUGUAUCACAGUCUGAACUAGCUUCUCUGAUAAGUACGGCUGAAAAUUUAAAGAUAAAGGGUCUUGCAGAACCAGAAAGACCAACAGAAAAGACUGUUAAAAGAAUAGCCUCCCCUCCCAGACCUCAGCCCCCUCCCCUUCCCCCCCAGCCAGCCCCUGCCACACCUGUAGGGGUGACGCAGCAUCACCAGGUGUCAAAAUACCCUCAAUCUAGUCCUGUCGCUAAGCGGAAAAAAACAGAACAGUUCAAUGUACAGAGUAGUUAUGUUGGUGUUAGAGAGAACCAGGAGGAGGUUGUGACUGUUGAAGCGGGCAAUGGCGAGAACUUGAGCCUCCGCGGUGAGAACCUGAGCCUCCGUGGCGAGAACCUAAGCAUCCGCGGAGAUCACCCGGCCCCGCAGGUGGUGUUAGUGCCCUCCCACGAGCCCGCGCACCAGCCGGAAGUUGCGCCCCAUACGCCACAGCCUUACGCUAGUCACCACGGUCCCAUCACCGCGUCGGAGGGGGUCCUGUACUCGGUCUCAGGGACGGCCAUCUACGCGGGCACAGCACAGGUCAGCUCGUCGAGCAGAGGGGAGCAGGUCACGAGAGAAGUGUACCCGCAGGGCGAUCAGUAUCACAGCAGUGACGAGGGAACCUUGCCCGGGCCCUCAGGUGUCCAGACGCAACCACAUGCGGAGGCUUCGAUGACCAUAAAGCUGGAGCCCACGAGCGCAGGAGUGUCUGCCGAGACCUGGGAAGGGAGCAACCAGAGCUACGAGGAUGGAGGGGGGGGCAUUGGGGGGAGCGGGAGUGGGCCUGGGGUGGUGCCAACGAGCAGCGACCCCCUCACGAUGCAGCUCCCCCUCCAUUCGGACAUGACCGAAUCCUCGCAGCUCCACGACUCCUCGAGAGGGCAGGGGGAAGGGGAGACAGAGGGAGCGAAGGGUAGGGGCUUUCUGUGUACGUUCUGCGGCACACACAUCAGGCGAAGCGACAACUACCACAGACACAUGCGAAAGCACUCGGGGGAGGCACGCUUCCUGUGCACGGUCUGCCUAAAGCCAUUUUCCCGUUCGGAUGCUCUAAACGCUCACAUGGCCAAACGGCACCCGAGCCACAAAGACGGGAUCUCGUCGUGAGGCCGUGCAAGGGUACUGACUCGUAGAAAGGACAGGGGUUGCAAGAGUUGUUUUGUUUUUUCUCAAUAUCUUUUUUAUUAUUUACUUUUAUUAUUCUUAUUCUUGUUAUUGUUACUAAUAUUGACAUCAAUAUUUUCCUUGCACUUUUUCAUGAUUAUAGAGUAUGGUUUUGAUAUCGUGUUUUUAAUGACUCUUGGGUUUUAGAAAAAAAGAGAAAAAAAAUUAUAGAUAUCAUUGUCCAGUGUUUUUCUUCUAAUGACUUUUUACCCAGAUGUUUUCAAAACCACAAGUGUAGUGUCAGGUAUCCAAAGCAGUGUGAAUAAUUAGAUGGGAGUCUUAUAUAAAGUGUAUAGAUAAAGCACAAGAAAGAAGGGGAGGAAACUCAAGAAAGUAUGAUGAGGGAUCAAAUCUCAGACCAUUUUGUACCUGUGUCAGUCUGUGGCUGUGCGUUUCCUUUCCUUUCACCAAACUACAUUUCCAUUGAAUCGGUUUUCCUUAGGUAUUUCCUUAGGCCAGACUAUGCAUUAUUGUAGAGAUCUUGUAAACAUGUUAACAUUUUUACUGUUGCUGUUUUCUAUUCUAGUCAGAGACACUCUUUAUAUGAAGUUACUUAUAGGACAGUGUUUUAUAGAUUUCUUUUUGAGAAAUUAUGUGUAGAUCAGUGUUUUAGAGAUAUGUGAUGUUCAAGAUAGCUCUCUCUUGAAAAUUUAUAUUUUUAACCUAAUGCUGCCAGGGAUGGUACAUGCCAUGACCAAUGUAAUUUAAGUAUUUAAUUGCUUUUUACACAUAGAUGAAUCUCAGCCCAAUGCCACCUGGACAUGACAUGUAUGUACUUGCCAUGCCCACUGUGAGUUUACUUGUUUAAUUGUUUUUACACAGAUGGCUACGCUUGUACUAAGUCACCAAUGAGGCAAUUAAGAGUACUGCCUGUCUCGCCUGUUUACCCGUUUUCCUUGAUUUGCAAAAAUAUUUUACGUUAUAGUAUAUUACUGUCACUAAUGUCUAUAACAUUACACUAAUUAUAAUGUCUAUAGUAUAAAUAAUACCAUUUGAUAUUCAUAGCAUUAGUUAGAAAAAAAAAAAAAUGUUUUUCCUGCCAGUUAAAAGAGAGGUGAAAUCAGGUAAGGUCACAAGGUCUACAUAUUGACUCCUUUGUGGCUAAGCACUUGCAGAGCCUCCUAUGAGCUCAGCAUUUUCCCGCCGGUAUUGGGUUUGCAUUCAAGGAGUCAAUAACUAGUGCUACCUAUCUUACCUUUUCCCUUGAUUUUACGAAAUGUUUCCUUUUAUUCUUUAUUGGUAUUAUGUUAAUAGCACAGUAAUGAUUAUAAUGUCAGUAAUGAUAAUAACCGCAUAGAUAUUGAUUAAAAAAUAAUAAAUAAAUCAAGGAAAGGUGAAAUCAGGUGGGGUCACAAGGUCAAAGGUCAAGUGAUCAACUCCUUGGUGACAGAGCAUUGGCUGAGCCAUCUGUGCGUAGAGAAAUUUCUCAAAACGCUCCAGCAAGCGUCACAUCUUCCUCGGCAGAAUUGGGUUGAUCCAGUGAUAGAGCAAGUGGCUUUCAUUAAUUGUUUGGGAAACUUUUUGUAUCCUAAAACUUUUCAAGGGUA
Molecule: messenger RNA, 3232 nt
Organism: Penaeus indicus
Lineage: Eukaryota; Metazoa; Arthropoda; Malacostraca; Decapoda; Penaeidae
Product: myeloid zinc finger 1-like
Exons: 7
Coding region: 147-1628 (493 amino acids)
Biological process (GO): regulation of transcription by RNA polymerase II
Cellular component (GO): nucleus
Molecular function (GO): protein binding; DNA-binding transcription factor activity, RNA polymerase II-specific
Source: RefSeq, a predicted model, not a curated record